Molecule: messenger RNA, 3744 nt
Organism: Cornus florida
Lineage: Eukaryota; Viridiplantae; Streptophyta; Magnoliopsida; Cornales; Cornaceae
Product: RNA polymerase II C-terminal domain phosphatase-like 1
Exons: 16
Coding region: 343-3138 (931 amino acids)
Molecular function (GO): RNA polymerase II CTD heptapeptide repeat phosphatase activity
Source: RefSeq, a predicted model, not a curated record
GUGACAGAGACUGCUGUUGACCCAUUCACUUUCUGGAUCUAGGGUUUUUUUACUCGAGACAACUGGUUCAUCGUCACCCCAACAACCCUAGCCAGAACUGUUUCGGAUUAUCAUCAAUUCCAAUCGACUCAGCAAUCCAUCAUCGUCGAAGCUUUUUCAUUCAUAGAUCUAUAAAACCCUAAUUUUUCUUUCUCAACAACAGAUCAGUAGUACUGUAUAAAUCUGCAAAAAUAGACGACGAAUUCAACAGAAAUUUAACCGGAAACAAAUCAUAGAUCUGUACACGUUGAUUCCGAAACAAAAAUCAAAAGAAAGAGAUUUGACUUUUUUUUCAGAGAAAAUAUGUAUGAAUCGGUUGUGUAUGAAGGGAAUAAACUAGUUGGAGAAGUAGAGAUUUAUCCUCAAGAUCAGAAUCAGAACGGUGGUGUUGUUGACAUGAGGGUCAGAGAAAUUCGGGUCUCUCACUUCUCGCAACCGAGUGAGAGGUGUCCACCACUUGCUGUGCUUCACACUGUUACCUCCUCUGGUGUUUGCUUCAAAAUGGAGUCCAAAGCGCUACCUCAAGACUCGCAGCUGUACCUCUUGCACUCAUCAUGCUUUAGAGAGAACAAGACUGCAGUAAUGUCACUAGGCGGGGAGGAGCUCCAUUUGGUUGCCAUGCCUUCUAGGAAGAAUGGUGAACACGCCCCAUGUUUCUGGGGAUUCAUAGUUGCAUUGGGGCUUUACAAUUCUUGUCUUGCAUUGCUCAACCUUAGAUGUCUUGGCAUUGUAUUUGAUCUCGAUGAAACACUCAUAGUUGCAAACACAAUGCGCUCAUUUGAGGAUAGAAUUGAUGCCUUGCAGCGAAAAAUUAACACUGAGACAGAUCCACAACGAAUUUCUGGUAUACUAGCAGAGGUUAAGCGUUAUCAGGAUGACAAGAUCAUACUGAAGCAAUAUGCGGAAAACGAUCAGGUAGUUGAAAAUGGGAAGGUGAUGAAUUCUCAGCAUGAGGUUGUUCCAGCUUUGUCUGACAAUCAUCAACCUAUUGUCCGCCCAGUCAUAAGAUUACAGGACAGAAACAUUAUCCUGACUCGCAUUAAUCCGCUGAUUCGUGAUACAAGUGUUCUUGUGAGAUUGAGACCCGCUUGGGAGGACCUACGGAGCUACCUGACUGCAAGAGGUCGAAAGCGUUUUGAGGUCUAUGUUUGCACAAUGGCUGAAAGAGAUUAUGCUUUAGAAAUGUGGAGGCUUCUUGAUCCUGACUCAAACUUGAUAAACUCAAAAGCACUAUUGGAUCGUAUUGUUUGUGUCAAAGCUGGCUCAAGAAAAUCAUUGUUCAACGUGUUUCAAGAUGGAAUCUGCCAUCCUAAGAUGGCGUUGGUAAUUGAUGAUCGUUUGAAAGUGUGGGAUGAGAAAGAUCAGCCUCGGGUGCAUGUUGUUCCUGCAUUUGCUCCAUAUUAUGCUCCUGAAGCUGAAGCAAAUAAUGCUGUUCCUGUAUUGCGUGUUGCGAGAAAUGUUGCGUGUGAUGUUAGAGGUGGUUUUUUCAAAGAAUUCGAUGAAGUUCUCUUACAAAAGAUUCCAGAAGUUUCUUAUGAAGAUGAUAUCGGACAUAUCCCUUCUCCUCCAGAUGUGAGCAACUAUUUGAUUUCAGAGGAUGACGCUUCAGCUAUGACUGGGAACAAGGGUUCUCUUUGUUUUGAUGGCAUGGCAGAUUUUGAGGUUGAAAGAAGAUUAAAGGAUGCAAUUUUAGCUUCGUCAACGGCCUCUUUAACAGUCAGUAAUAUGGAUCCAAGAAUUGCUCCUCCUAUUCAGUAUACAGUAGCAUCGUCUUCUAUCUCAAUUGCACCGUCAACAUUGCAAGGCUCAAUCAUGCCUUUCUCCAAUAAACAGUUAACUCAGGUGACUUCAGUAGUCAAGCCAUUCGGUCAAGUUGGCGCUCCAGAAGCAAGCUUGCAAAGUUCCCCUGCUAGAGAAGAGGGUGAGGUACCAGAAUCUGAAUUAGAUCCUGAUACAAGGAGGCGGCUUCUUAUUUUGCAACAUGGGCAAGACACAAGAGAUCAUGCAUUGAGUGAACCUCAAUUUCCGGCAAGACCCCCAAUAGAAGUUCCAGUUCCACGGGUGCAAGCACAUGGAAGCUGGUUUCCAGUCGAAGAAAAGAUGAGCCCAGGACAACUUAACCGAGUACCACGAAAGGAAUUUCCUUCAAAUUCAGAGGCAAUGAAUAUUGAGAAACACCGACCUCAUCAUCUGCCUUUUCUUCGUAAGAUGGAUAGUUCUAUUCCAUCUGAUAGAAUUCUUCUUGAAAACCAGAGAUUGCCAAAGGAGGUUCUUCAAAGAGAUGACCGAUUGAGAUUUAACCAUUCAAUGCCUAGUUAUCAUUCAUUCCCAGAUGAUGAUGUUCCCUUGAGUCGAUCAUCCUCCAGCAACAGGGAUCUUGAUGUUGAACUUGGACCAAUUGACCCAUAUGCUGAGUCACCUGCUGGAGCUUUACAGGAUAUUGCAAUUAACUGUGGAACCAAGGUGGAGUUCAGGUCAGCUUUGGUUUCAAGCAUGGCGCUGCAAUUCUCUGUUGAGGUCUGGUUUGCAGGAAAGAAAAUUGGUGAAGGAAUUGGUAGGACAAGAAGGGAGGCCCAGCAUCAGGCUGCUGAGGGAUCUCUUAUGAAUUUGGCUGAUAAAUAUCUGUCACAUCUUAAGCCUGGUUCUAGCUCUCUGCAUGGGGAUGAGAGUAGGUUUUCUAGUGCAAAUGACAUCGGUUUUAUUGGUGAUGCUAAUUCUUUGGGGUAUCAGCCAAUGCUCGAGGAGGAGUCUCUGUCAUGUUCAAAUGCAUCAGAGCCACUGAGGGUUUUUGAUCCAAGGCUGGAGAGCUCCAAGAAACCAAUGGGUUCAGUCUCUGCAUAUAAAGAAUUUGUUGAAAUAGAUGGGCAUGUGUUGAGUAAGGGAAUUGGUUUAACAUGGGAUGAGGCUCAGAUGCAGCCUGCAGAAAAGGCUCUGGGUAGUCUAAAAUCCAUGCAUGGUCAAUAUUCUCAGAAACGUCAGGGUUCUCCAAGGUCAUUGCAAGGAAUUCCAAGUAAAAGACUGAAGCCAGAAUUUUCCCGAGUUCUGCAACGAAUGCCAUCUUCUGCAAGAUAUCCAAAGAAUGCUUCUCCUUUUCCCUGAAAAGCGAGUACAUACCUUUUUGUCCUCAUUUUCUGGUGUUGAAUCUGUUAAGAUAGAUCUUUUUCAUUUCCAAGGAAGCAGCAGCUAUUGCAAACCAGUCCUGCCAGUUGAUGGCUUGUCUUUGAGACUCUGUACACCAAUUCCAUCAAUCGUAUUGACCUAAUUUUAAAAAAUUCAGAAGCGAGAGACAUGCCUGGCCUGCAAUUCCUGUUCCAAGAUGUUCAUUCUUCGGAACAUCUGGGGAAAGUUGUAUCAGUUUUCCGCUUCUCAAAUGCUUAAAAACAUUGCAAGGCAAUUAGAGACGCAUGCAGGCCCCAAUUUUUCCGUGGGUAAUGGCAUGAGUCCUAGGAUUUUUAGGAAAACUAGCAGGCAUUUAGUUUAGUUUCGAAGUUUUGCUGUAUAUUCAGGCUGAAACAACAGAAUAUGGUGUUGAAUGUAUAUUAGCAGUCGGCAGUUUUUACUUCGUUCGGUUGACUAGAUCUCUUCUUUCUCUUGUGAGAAGAUCAGAAUUUUGUCAAAGUGAAAUCUGUGGUAAUCAAAAUUUGUGUAGUGCCAUCGUUUAUGUUGAGCUGAUGAAUAUCAGUUUCUCAUUUGAAUGAUCUGUAA